UUGUCUACUGAAAAUUAUUUACCUGGUCAUAAACACCUGUAGAGACAUUUUUCCUUACGGAUAACUGUGUGAUACUGUAAAGAGAUGUCGAGUAUCGAAGAACGGGAUGUGGAAGAGCGGGAUGUUGAAGAGCAGGACUCAAAAGAGCGGGAUUCCCAAAACGUGAACGCCGAGGAGCAGGACGACCAAGAUCAGAGCGCCGAAAAGCGGGAAACCAAAGCCGAAAAGCUGCCAUGCUUGGCUCCGCAAGACCAGCACGACAAAGAGCAUCACAUCCAAGAGCAGAGCGCCCAAGGACUGAACACCCAAGAGCGGCAUUUUCAAGGGCGGGAUACGCAGGGCAAGGAUGCCAGCGUUCAUGUGGCCGAAAAAGGGCCAUACCUGGAGUCUAACACCCAAGACGGGCACAAACAAGAGAAAGCCCCCCAAUCCACGCAAAGGGUAUGCUAUGAUUUCCAAGAGCGGUUCGAGGAAGUGAGGCUACAGCAGCUCGAACGAAAUCAGCUCGCCCAAGAGCAGUUGGCCAAAGAGCGGCGAACCAAAAAGCGGCAUGCCCUAAACCUGCUAGCUCUAGAGCGGCCUGCCAACUUGCGGGGUGAAGAAACGCGCCAAGAGCGGCGUGGGAAAUAUCGACUCACACAUAGGAUUUCCAUAGAGCUAAUCAAACGGCGGCUUAUCAAAGAGCGGCUCGCCCAAGAGCGGCUCGAACAAGAGCAGCUCGCAAAAGAGCGGCUCUACCAAAAGUGUCUCGCCAAAGAGUGUCUCUACCGAGUGUCUCAUGCUCCAGAGCGGUCCUCCAGACACUGGCAUGCCCGAGUGCAGCUAUACCGAAAGCAGCUCAACGAAUGCAAAGCCAAAGAACAGCCACAGUCUGAUACUCAAGAACAGCAUGCAGAAAUUCUGGGGGCGAAAACUCGACAGGACGUCCAACAGAGGGAGCAGGACGCCCGACAGAGAGAGCGGAAUGCCCGAAAGAGGGAGCUGGACGCCCAACAGAGGGAGAGGGACGCCCAACCUCGCGAUCCUAUGAUGGAGCAGGACGUCCAACAGAGGGAGUGGGACCCCCGAAAGAGGGAGCGGGACGCCAAACAGAGAGGGCGGCACGCCCAACCUCGCGAUAAUAUUAUGAGGGAGCGGAAUCUCCAACAGGAUGACGCUCAACAGCGGGAGUUGAAUACCGGACAGCGGGAGUUGAACACCGGACUGCGGCAGUUGAACACUGCAGAGCGGGAGUUGAACACGGGACAGCGGGAGUAGAACACCGGACAGCGGGAGUUGUACACUGAAAUGUGGGACGUGCAAGGGUCGGAAGAGUGGGAGUCCGAAACACCGCUAUGCUCGGAUACUGAUUAAUAAGAACAUUGAACUAUACUUUUGGCCCGGUAUACGAAUUUACUGGAAUUUUAUUUUAUUACGCACAAUCAUGUUGCGUUGACCGAUGAAAGUACGAUGUGGGCUGUUGUAACCAGCCAUGGUAUAGCAGAUUAACGAGAGUAAUGACGAGAAAACCUGUGUUGGACAGGAGAACAAGUAUAAGUCAGUUUACUCCAUGUUCUUUGGCGUGCAAGAUAAAAAUUCAAGUUAGUCAGUGUAUAAUAUUUGGCAAGCACAGCUGUGGCCAGAGAAAUUUGACUUUUUAUUCUUUUACUUCAUGAGUAAGACAGUCCUAGGCUCAAGUGUGCAGCGUAGUGUGUGUGUGUGUGUGUGUGUGUGUGUGUGUGUGUGUGUGUGUGUGUGUGUGUGUGUGUGUGUGUGUGUG
Molecule: messenger RNA, 1759 nt
Organism: Sycon ciliatum
Lineage: Eukaryota; Metazoa; Porifera; Calcarea; Leucosolenida; Sycettidae
Product: apical junction molecule-like
Exons: 1
Coding region: 85-1257 (390 amino acids)
Source: RefSeq, a predicted model, not a curated record